AUGGUUUGUUUUUACGCCUCUCAAGCGUACAUAUCAAUCAAUAUUGUAACCUUUCUUCUCAUCUCUCGAUGGCCAUCUUCAACUGCAAAAUCCAUCAUUGGUAUCCAUCUACCAAUGGAAGCAACGAAAUGCCCAUCUCCGCCCUUGCUGAUAUCAAAGGCUUGUAAAGGCACUGCCUCUAUCUCCUCCCAAGAAGAAGCAUGUAUCCAAGCGCUAACCUCAAAUCACCGUACGAACUCCGCAUCGACUGCAUUGGAGUUGGCUAAGGCCGCCCUGUCUCUGGCCGUGGAGAAGGCUGACCGCACAAUGAUUCUCAUCGGUUCUCCGAAGAAGCCAUGUUUCAAGAGUUGUGUAGAAAACUAUAAGGGUUCUGUUCUUGAGGGGCUAAAGAAGGCAGAGUGGUCGAUGGAUAAAGGUGACAUGGAUGAGACCGAUGAUCAGCUUAGUCUCGCACGUGACGCCGCUGACUACUGCCAUAUGAUUUUGUCGGUUGAUCCAGACGAUACAAGAUCUCGAGUUUUUUCAGCCAACAAAGAUGUGUAUAAUUAUAUUACAUUUGCCAUGAGUGUGGCGGACUUGUUGUAG
Molecule: messenger RNA, 585 nt
Organism: Arabis nemorensis
Lineage: Eukaryota; Viridiplantae; Streptophyta; Magnoliopsida; Brassicales; Brassicaceae
Source: the annotation of a GenBank genome assembly